GAGUCUUAGUUUUAGGAAUUAUUAAUUUGUUGAGAUAUUUUAGAGAUUUGCAUAUCUUUUCUUAUAUUUAUUUCUUGUUCCCUAAGCUAGUAUUCUAGUAUUAUAAAUAGGAUAGAUUGUUAUCAUUUUAUUCAUUCAAUCAACGAAAUACAAUAUUAAUCUUUUGCCCAACGACGAGUUGAGAAUUAUCUUUUACAUAGAUUCUGCGCUGCCCGACGGAUAGGUCUUCCGCGCACAGCCAGAUCUUCGCCUCCGCCGAUCCUACGCAAGGACGCCGGAGAAAAGAUACGAACAAGGUUCGUAUCAACUGGUGCUCUCAUUGAGAGGUGACCCUCCCACCAUCUCGAAUCCCGCCGGACAACCUUACUUCGCCAACGCCUGACGGGAAGGAUUCCCGCGCGCUUCGUCGAAGUGAUUUCAUCCUCCGACUUCUGUUAUCAUGUCCUACAACUAUCAUCGCCAGUUCGACCAGAACCAUGUGUCACGCAGCUAUGCCGGAGUUGGGCGUAGUGCACAAUACACCCUGGAUCAACAGCAGCUAUUCCGACCACGACGUGCAACCUGCUGGGACCCUCCAGGCAGCCGCGAUCCACCGGGUUUUCCGCCCUAUGAUCAGCCACCACCCAGGUACAGGCGUGAACCCUACGGUCCGCCGCAACCUCACCGAAUGGGGUCUGUCCAGACGCGCCGCCCCACUUGUUGGGAUCCGCCCCGACAACGAACCGAUAACUGUUAUCCACCACCGUAUCGUGAUCCAGAUAUGGUCCCGGAUUCAUACGUCGAGCCGCGAAACUCCUACGCCCGAUAUCGGCCAUGGCAGCCUCAAUAUCACCCUCGUCCAGCCACCAAAGCGGAGGACCCGAUUAACGCAAAGUUAGACCGCUUAAUGGAAGCAUGUGACAAGAUAGAAACUUGGUUCGAAGCCACAAAUCGCCGGUUCAGCAAAUUACGAUCGUUACCGCAGCCCGAGCCCGAUCUUGAUCAGCCCCAUGUUUCUGCACCACUCCGAAAGAUGGCAUGUCCUCCAUCAAGAAAUAAUGAGGCUUCUUGUGGGCCUUCACGUUUUGUUCCCAAGGACUCAGCGGCUCCACCACUCCAACCGCAACAGCCGAGUCCAGCACCGCCCUUGGAGCUGUUGUCCGACUCCGCACCGGGACCUUUCCAGCUCGUGCCCCCGCCGCCUGUGACGACACCAUUUGCGACCUUUACUCAGCGUCCAGCAGCUGCUAUCCCGAGCUCCAUGAAGAAAGAGUGGGAAACGAAUACACAAGAAGGAAAAGAGCCAAUGAAGAUUGAGAAUAUUAUAGUUGAGUACAAGACUGCAGGUGAGACAACAAAAUCGGACCUUAAGGUAAAAAUGGAGGUGAGGAGAAGCUUGUUUGAAGAAGAGCCGAGAUUAAAGUCUAAACAAUUGGGGAAGAAAGGAGGUGGUUCUUACGUUGGUUUGCCCAUGAUUGCUUAUGUCCAUAUGGAUUUGAAUGUCGGUGAUGUUACAAGUAUGAAUCAUCGACCAACAUCGCUCGAUGCUAGGUUGAUUCCUCCGCGCAAUGCAACAUCAUGUUUGGGCAUUCUGCGAGAUUCUGCGCUGCCCGACGGAUAGGUCUUCCGCGCACAGCCAGAUCUUCGCCUCCGCCGAUCCUACGCAAGGACGCCGGAGAAAAGAUACGAACAAGGUUC
Molecule: messenger RNA, 1677 nt
Organism: Salvia splendens (bonfire salvia)
Lineage: Eukaryota; Viridiplantae; Streptophyta; Magnoliopsida; Lamiales; Lamiaceae
Product: early nodulin-75-like
Exons: 2
Coding region: 440-1600 (386 amino acids)
Source: RefSeq, a predicted model, not a curated record